Carya illinoinensis is the source of this 1683-nucleotide messenger RNA. RefSeq lists its product as uncharacterized. The coding region runs from base 60 to 1520 and encodes 486 amino acids. The record is from RefSeq and is a predicted model, not a curated record. Lineage: Eukaryota; Viridiplantae; Streptophyta; Magnoliopsida; Fagales; Juglandaceae. The transcript is spliced from 16 exons.
UACUUAAUCCUCGACCCGAGUGUGCUCAAAUUUUCAUAGCAGUAGCUAAUUCAUGGGCCAUGAGCUUCACUUUGGCGCGCUUCAUCUUCCACUUUGCGGGGAUAUCCUCACGAGCAGCAGGUACCACCGGAAGCUGUGGCUCUCUUCUUUCAACCUCCGGGAGGAGAAAAUUUACCGCGACUCCCAUCCCCUUAGCUACAAAGUCAAGUGAAGAGCUGUUGGUGGUGGUUGGGGGUGGAGCAGCUGGAGUUUUUGGGGCAAUUAGAGCAAAGACCCUGGCGCCUAAUCUGAACGUGUUGGUUAUUGAGAAAGGGAAACCUCUGUCAAAGUCUUAUUGUUGGCAGGUGAAAAUAUCUGGAGGUGGCCGGUGCAAUGUGACAAAUGGGCAUUGUGCUGACAAUUUGAUUCUGGCGGAACAUUAUCCUAGGGGUCAUAAAGAACUGAGAGGAUCUUUUUUCAACACACACAGCACAGCAGAUACCUUGUCCUGGUUUUCUGAUCAUGGGGUGGAACUUAAGAUUGAAGAUGAUGGAAGGGUUUUCCCAGUCAGUAACAGUUCUUCUUCGAUAAUUGAUUGUCUCAUGUCUCAAGCAAUGAAGAUAGGAGUUUCUCUGCAGACUGGAAAAGUUGUGACAACCGCUUCUGCUAGCAGUUUGGGAAAAUUCCUUCUUAAGAUUGAGAAGCGGACAAUCGAUUAUGUUGAAUAUGUUGAAGCUGAUUAUCUAUUGAUUGCUAGUGGUAGUAGUCCUCAGGGUUAUAGGCUUGUAGCUCAGCUCAAUCAUUCAAUUGUUGAUCCAGUGCCAAGCUUAUUUACUUUCAAGAUUGAGGAUCCAAAGCUGGCAGAGUUGGCAGGGGUUACUUUUCCUAAAGUUAAAGCAAAGUUGAAAUUGGAAAAUGUCCGAAGGAACAUACCACAGCUCACACAGGUUGGGCCCAUGUUAGUCACACACUGGGGACUCAGUGGGCCUGUAGUUCUUCGGCUAUCUGCUUGGGGGGCCCGUGACCUUUUCAGCUUAGGUUAUGAAGGAAUUCUUAUUGUGGAUUUUACUCCUGAUUUGAACAUGGAAGAUGUGAAGUCUAUACUUAGUCAACACAAGCUUCAAUUUGUGAAGCAAAAGGUGCUCAAUUCAUGUCCUUCGGAAUUUGGUCUUGUCAAGAGAUUUUGGAAGUAUAUAUUGAAUCGUGAGAGCUUAGUUGAGGAUAUGUUGUGGGCUUCCAUUUCAAAUAACUCAUUAAAUUCUGUUGCUUCUCUAUUAAAGCAUUGUAGUUUCAGAGUGACAGGGAAGGGUCAAUUUAAGGAUGAAUUUGUUACUGCUGGAGGCAUCCCGCUGUCUGAGAUCUCAUUAAAUACAAUGGAAAGCAAAAUACAUUCACAUCUAUACUUUGCAGGAGAGGUACUGAAUGUUGAUGGGAUAACUGGUGGUUAUAAUUUCCAGAAUGCUUGGUCAGGCGGAUACAUUGCAGGAACAAGUAUUGGUGAAUUAGCUAGGGUUACUGAUCUUGAGGAGAGGGUUCUAUGACAUAUAUAUGGACAUAACUGCGGAUGUAUUAAUUGGUAAGAUUCCUGCCUUCCACAUACAGCAUGAUUUCUUAAAAAGUUCUUAAUGAUUCAGUAUGUGCGAAGGUUCCGAUCAAAUUGUAAACGGAUAGAGUUCUAUUUGAUAUGGAGUUUCAUUAUCAACA